AUGCUUUGGACUUGGCUCUUCAUCUUGUCCUAUGUAUUUGCACUACCUGAUCAGUCACAAUCAUGUAUCAGCAACAUCAACAUCCCCUUCACUGGAUACAAGGUUGAAUAUCAACUAAAUGUGAAAUAUUGGCAAGGAACAUAUCACUUAUUAUACUGUAAUGAUAACAAAUUGAUUUAUAAUUUGAAUUUGAAUGAAACUAUUCCUUGGACGCUGCCGGUAGUAUUUCACAAGAGUAGCUUAGGUGAAGGUGAUUUCAUACUAGCUCGCAGGAAAACAUUUGCGUUGCGGAGUUUCCCCAUUUUUCUCCCAAAUACAUUAGUGGGGUCUUUAUACUAUGGGGAUUCCUUAACUAAGAUUCAACUUUAUAACAAUACCGAAUCACAGUUCAAGUCGGUACCUUUGAUUGCCGCGAACAUUUUGAGAAACUGGUGUGAAGUGAGUUAUAAAUUGGAUAUAAUUUACCAUGUACCAGUAUUGACUACACCAGGCAUCGAUUCAAAGUAUUAUAAUUUUGGGUUCUUUGAUUCGUCACAGAAGCAGAAUGAUUGGGAUAAGUAUAUAUUAAUGCUGGAGAAUUAUGAUUAUAAGCAUGACCCACGUAUCUUGUUGAGAAAAAGUAUGGAUGGUCUUUUAAGUCAGGUUGAUAAAUUUAUUAAUGGGCAUAGAGUGUUGAAGACAAGGAUUUACCGUACAAAGACAGCCCAAAAUGCUACCAAAAUCUGGUGGAAGUUGAUCAUAUUGUCAAAAGUUGUUAGUGAGGAGAUAUUUAACAAGUUGGUGGUUAAACUAGACAAGCUCCUACAGUGA
Molecule: messenger RNA, 810 nt
Organism: Lodderomyces margitis
Lineage: Eukaryota; Fungi; Ascomycota; Pichiomycetes; Serinales; Debaryomycetaceae
Exons: 1
Coding region: 1-810 (269 amino acids)
Source: RefSeq, a predicted model, not a curated record